AUGGCGUAUCGAAUGUCUUCGUAUUCGAACAAUUCUUCUGCCCAGCAGCGGACAAACACCAUGCAGCAGGCCUCCACACAAGUCUCCACCACCACGCUGUUGAACGCUCUGCACAGCUCCUUCUCGUCCGGAGCGCCAUAUCAACUGGAGUCGAGCACGAGUCUGGUCGUCAACACUUGGGUUACAGCCUCCAGCACUGGCCCGGACGGGCGAUAUGGCGGCACCGUAGACUCCGAGCUUGCCCGCAGAACAUGGGAACACGCCAGGAGACGAGCUGAAGAUGGCUGCAUCAUUCUAGGGUAAGAGUCAGGAGCGCUGUGUGAUGAGAUGAUGAUAUGCUGAUACUCUUGACCAGCUCCCUCCACCACUCUACCCCCUCCCUCUUCGCAUCAUUCGCUUCUGCUCUUCCUCUUUCCGUGCCGGGCACAUUCUACACCGCCCUUAAUGCUUUAAAGCCUUUCCUACAUUGCGUUACGCCUUUCAAUCCAUCCUUGCCACGCUACUCCGCCUUCGCCGGCGUCUUUACCUUCACCUUGACUGGCGAGAUCACCGGGGCUUCGCUAUGCCUAUCCACGUCGGGCAUUGACACACAGAAUGGCUUGCUUAAUGUUCCAGCAGAGCCUGGGUACCGCGCCUUCGACGUCUUCUAUUACCUCCUGACUUCCCAGUCACCGCAGGAACGCGAGUUUCUGGGACUGAAGGCACCAAACCAGUACACCCUCCUCCGAAAGUCCGAGACCUAUCGAGCGCCAUCCUAUUUACCAACCGCCGACGAUGCAGCUGCCGCAGAGGACCUCCGAGAGUCGCUCAAGUCAAUUGGCAUCAAGGGCAAAGCUUUACGCAACUUGCUCUCUGUCAUUGCCGCCAUUCUGCGCCUGGGCGAUGCCAUCGGCUUCCUGGUCGAUCAGGAAGAGCUGGAAGCGGUCUGUGAAGAGGUGGGCGAGCUGCUCGACUUGGACCCAGAGGUGAUUCUAAAGAAAUGUGUCACGGAGGAGCGUGAGGUCCUGAUGGGCGCCAUCUACGAAGCGCUCGUCGACUGGGUAAUCAUGCAGGCCAACGACGCUAUCAGGACUGAGAUCCGCUCCGGAAGAGCGUUGAGCGACGGAAGUGAGAGCGGACAAGCCACACCACCCAGCAGCGCGGAUGAUGCGGACAGCGUCAGUAUCACCCUCGUGGAUGUGCCUGCUCAGACUCUCGGCAAGGCAGCUGCUCUGAAAACAGUCUUCGACGAUAGCAAUGGGAUCAACGCUGAAAUGAAGGAGGAUGGCGUGCCAAUAGUUCCGGCCGGCUCCUCGGUCAUCCGCGAGAUGAAGGACGCCGUAUCACAAGACGAGGCGGACCUGGACAUCCCCGGCAGUCAUGCUCUCAGAGAACGUGAGGCCGAGAUGGACCGCAGACAAGGCGUAUUGGAGAAGGUCGGCUCGGAAACGGACGACGACAGCUUUCUCCGAGCAAUUCUCUACCCCCUCUCUGGCCAUGGCAUCAAUCUUGGUAAGACCGGCCGCUUCUCUCUGAUGAAUGUCCUGGGCAGCAGCAGAGUCUGGUUCCAGCUUUGCUUGCAUCCCAGCGAUGACGCUCCCGCGUCUUUCGCCAGCCAAGCACCAGGCUCCAUCCCUUGGUCCGCUGGCGCCGUUUCCAGCCAGAUCCGCGCGUGGAGACUGCCAGAAUGGGCGAACUUCCGGACCAGGCAACUGGACUUUACUGCAGAUUUCGAUGUGGAUGAGUUCGUUGAUCGUUAUCGUCCUUUGGGAUGCUCAGACGGCAAGGAGGGCGUCGAGACCUGGCUUAUUGAACGAGGCUGGAGCAAUGGCGAAGUGGUUGUUGGCCACGAGCGCAUCUGGAUGCGGGAAUCAGCCUACUGGGAGGCCGAGAGCAUGCUUGAUAUGAAGCCAUCAGACGAUUCACGCGACCUACCACCCCAUAUCCUGGGUGGGAUGGUCGGCGCGGCUGGUAUAGAGACCGGAUACUCACCGCAGAAUGGUGGUCUCGACGGUGGCUUUCACCAUGACGAUGGCAGCCGGGAAACGAUGAUCGGACGACAGCCUAGUCAGAUUGCUCCAAGUCGCAUGGGUGCCAAAUCCCUUGCUCCCACUAUGGCGCAGACUGUCCGCAGUGUAGGCGGAGGCGACUAUGGUCUCGGAUUCAAGGGAGACGACAAGCGCAACUACGUCGGCUUUGAGGGCGAGAUCGAUGCUGAGCUCACUGCCGGCAAGGACGUGAUUGUUCAGAAGACGACGCCUGGCAGACGAGCAUGGGUCUUCCUCACAUGGGCUCUGACGUUCUGGAUACCGUCACCUCUGCUAAAGCACAUUGGUCGCAUGAAGCGACCUGAUGUGCGAAUGGCUUGGCGUGAGAAGUUCGCUCUCAUGAUCCUCAUUGCUCUUCUGAACGGCAUUGUUGUCUUCUACAUUGUGGGGUUUGGCAAGCUGCUAUGUCCGAAUCGUGACAAGGUCUGGAAUCGUAAGCAGGUCUCAUAUCACCAAGGCGACGACGACUUCUACGUGUCUUUCCGGGGCGGUGUCUAUGAUCUCUCCAAGUUCUGGAAGUUGCAGCACUCCGACACCAGCAUCGACACAACCACAACGAAUAUGCAGCCUUUCGCCGGAACGGACGUGACAGAGUACAUUGUUCCGCCUUUGACAAUCGCCUGUCAAGGCCUGGUCCCAACAGCCUCUACUUCGCUAUACCUGCAGAGUAAUACCACGCUUUUAUACCCGAACGCAGAGCACAAAUCCGGACCCACGAUGCAGCCGGACACGACGACCAAGCUUCACAGCCUGGACUGGUACAAGGACGACUUCCUACCGCGUAUGAAGGAAUACUACAAGGGCGAACUCGUGUACGAAAAGAAGACUGUCGCCAGCGAUGGCGAGAAGUACAGCCGAAAGUGGUUCAUCAUCGACAAUGUGGUCUACGACAUGACCGACUACUUCUACACCCAAAAACUGGAGAAUGACCUGGCCUCGUACAGCUUCUUUCCGGAUGAUGUUGAGAACUUGGUCAACCAGAAUCCCGGUGGUGAUAUCACCAAAGAUUGGAACAGUCAACUGAACGCGACAACAAAGGGAAACAGUAUCAACUGCCUGAACAACAUGUUCAAGAUUGGCUAUACCGACUUCCGUGACAGUGCUCGCUGCCAAGUCAACAAUUACAUUCUGCUGGCCUUUACUAUCGUCCUGUGCAUUGUCAUUGCCACAAAAUUCUUGGCUGCACUGCAACUUGGUUCCAAGCGCAGGCCUGCACAGCAGGACAAGUUCGUCAUCUGCCAAGUGCCGGCCUACACUGAAGGUGAAGACUCUCUCCGGAAAGGCCUGGACUCACUUACGGCGCUGGCUUACGACAACAAAAGGAAGCUUAUCUGCGUUAUUUGCGACGGUAUGAUCGUCGGAGGUGGUAAUGACAGGCCGACUCCCAAGAUUGUGCUUGAUAUCCUCGGCGUCGACCCCAAGAUCGAUCCCCCGGCUCUGCCUUUCAAGUCGCUCGGCGUUGGCGGCGAGCAGCUCAACUACGGCAAAGUGUACUCUGGCUUGUACGAGUACGAAGGUAAUGUCGUCCCGUACCUGGUCGUUGUGAAAGUCGGCAAGGAGUCGGAACAAAGCAAGUCCAAGCCGGGUAACCGGGGAAAGCGAGACUCUCAGAUCCUGCUCAUGAGCUUCUUGAACCGUGUCCACCACCGCUCCGCCAUGAGUCCUCUGGAACUCGAGAUGUUCCAUCAAAUCAACAACAUCAUUGGUGUCGACCCUGAGCUCUACGAAUACCUAUUCAUGGUUGACGCCGAUACCAAGGUCAAGGAAGACUCGCUCAAUCGACUGGUCGCAUCAUGUGCCAAUGACGCGAAGAUUGCUGGUAUCUGUGGUGAAACAUCUCUGGAGAAUGAAGAACGCAGUUGGUGGACCAUGAUUCAGGUCUACGAAUACUACAUCUCCCAUCACUUGGCUAAGGCUUUCGAAAGUUUGUUCGGCAGUGUGACUUGUUUGCCGGGAUGGUGAGUGUUCUCCUUUAGGGAGUGUCUGACUGAGCUAACAACCUUCCUAGUUUCUGCAUGUACCGACUUCGAACAGCAGACAAGGGACGACCCCUCAUCAUCGCCGAUAAGAUCAUCAACGAGUACUCCGAAAACAAUCUCGACACGUUGCAUAAGAAGAACUUGUUCUCUCUUGGUGAGGAUCGUUACUUGACGACCAUCAUGACCAAGCACUUUCCAGCCAUGUCUUACAAGUUCUUGCCUGACGCGUACGCGCUCACUGAAGCUCCGUCUCGGUGGAGUGUGCUGCUGUCGCAGAGACGUCGCUGGAUCAACUCAACCAUCCACAACUUGGCGGAGAUGUUGCAAGUCGACCUUUGCGGCUUCUGCUGUUUCUCCAUGCGCUUCGUUGUCUUCAUCGACCUCUUCGGUACUCUCAUCCUCCCGGCGACCUUUGCCUACCUUGUCUACCUCAUCUAUGCUGUUGCCUCUGGCACCGGACAAUUCCCUCUGAUCUCCAUUGUCAUGUUGGCAGCUGUGUAUGGUCUCCAGGCAAUCAUCUUCAUCAUCAAGAGACAGUGGCAGCACAUUGGAUGGAUGAUUAUCUACAUCAUGGCAUUACCAAUCUGGUCAUUGAUUCUUCCGGUCUACUCAUUCUGGAAGCAGGAUGACUUCUCGUGGGGAAACACCCGUAUCGUUAUCGGCGAGAAGGGUGAUCAGAAGCUGGUCGCCAUUGAUGAAGAAGGCUUUGAUCCCCGCAGCAUUCCCCUCCAACGAUGGGACGAUUAUGCUUUGACCAACAACCUCCCAGGCCGUCGUGGCGUCUAUCCGGAGAAAGACCCUGCUAUGUACCAGGACGGUGGGUACGAGAUGGACGACAUGCACUCGGUGUACUCGUCUGUGAAGCCGGCUUCGACGAUUCUUACUGGGUUCCCUCAACAUCAGUCUUUCCGGCCGCCUCAGUCGCCCGGUCCAUUUCAGGCAAUGGGAAGGCAGUCGGCCUUCUCAUCCUACCGAGACAAUCCUCAGCCACACGAGCAGCAGCGGCUGAUGUCGAUGGGUGGCAUGAGCGACCACAACCGACAAUCACCCUACAGCCCUCGCCAUCAAUCGCAAGAGAACCUCCUGGGCGGUGGCAUGAACGGCAUGAGCUCCCCGAACCUCCACCAAGGACCGCCUCGGAAUCGGUCACCACUUGGAGGAGGUCAGCAGGGCAUGGGCAUCAGUCGGCCUGGUAGCACCAAUCCAGCCGCUCAGCUGUCUGGUCUCGGUGGUUUCCAGACACAGGGUCCCACCAACGAGAUGAUCUCCGCCGCUGUGAGCGAGUGCCUGAACGAGGUUGACAUGGACUCUGUCACCAAGAAACAGCUGAAGGCGCUGGCGGAGCAGAAGCUGCAAUGUCAACUUGGUGGAGACAAGAAGAGUUUCCUGGAUUUCGAAAUCGACCGUCAGCUCGCGAUGAUGUAG
This is a messenger RNA of Lecanosticta acicola, 5431 nucleotides long. The record is from the annotation of a GenBank genome assembly. NCBI's taxonomy places the organism in Eukaryota, Fungi, Ascomycota, Dothideomycetes, Mycosphaerellales, Mycosphaerellaceae.